GGUUUUCUUCGACGUGCGGCACAGCAGCGCUGCAUUGCGAUGCUCAGAAGCGCCCACCCUCCCUAAUUCACAUGCUCAUCAUGGAGGAAUAACAGGUACCUGCUUUACAGAGAGAGGAGGACAGGCUUAUUCCCAUCCCCAGCGACAUCUUGAAACGUGGUCAGACCAUUCGCGAAUGUGUGUUAUACUGUUUUAGCUAAGCAGACAAUCGCGAUGAAGCAUUUUCUGAGGGUCCUGACCCAGUUACUGGUGUUGCUUUAUUGUAAGUGUUUGUGGCGGGGCCUGAAGUUUGUUAUCAGGAAGUUGACUGGACGAUGUGAGCUUCAACGGAUCUGUUACAAUAACAAACCUGGUGCUCGAAGGACCCUCAAGAUCGAAUCCUCACUCAAAUGCUCUAAACAUGAGCUUUUGCAGUCGGCCAUCAACGUUCACCCAGAUUCUGUGGAAAAGACUAUUGAUGAUAUAAUGUCACUGAAAAAGAUCAACCCUGACACUAACCCACAGCUUGGCAUCUCUCUCCAGGCUUGCCUGCUCCAGAUCGUGGGUUACCGAAACCUAGUAGUGGAGGUGGAGAAGCUGCGUAGAGAGCCGUAUGACUGUGAAAACCGAGCACAUGAGGAGAUGCUCAUGAAGCUGUGGAAGGAACUCCGUCCUGAUUCUCCUCUCUCUGGACGCAUCUCAAAGCAAUGGUGUGAGAUUGGUUUCCAAGGAAACGACCCCAAGACUGAUUUCAGGGGCAUGGGUCUCCUGGGCUUGCACAACCUUCUGUAUUUUGCAGAGCAUGACAAAGCCACCGCUCUCCAAGUUCUUCAUGACUCCUUGCAGCCCAAACACAGGAACGUUCCCAAAGAGGAAGCCAGCAAGAUGAGCAAAGCUGAGUGGGACAAGAAGAAAUUUGACAAAGCGAUUGGAUACUCCUUUGCCAUAGUUGGCAUAAACAUCACAGACCUGGCAUAUUCCCUGCUGGUGAGCGGGGCUCUGAAGACUCAUCUGUAUAAUGUGGCACCAGAGAUGCCAAGUCUAGUGCACUUCCAACAGACCUUCUGUUAUCUGAUGCAGGAGUUCCACAGGUUCUGGAUGGAGGAAGAUCCAUGUGACAUCAUGGAGUUCAAUCGCGUGCGCACCAAGUUCCACAAGAGCGUCCUGAAGCAGCUGAAGAACCCUGACAUGGCACUGUGUCCUCAUUUCACUGCCUCUGACCUUCACCUGGUCAACCUGUAGCUUUUCAUUCAUCUCAACUCUUGUGACCUUUCACCUUCUCAUCCUUAAUGUCCAUGUCUCAUUACUGCCAACUGCUUAGACGGUGUCUUUCUCAUGUAUUCUCACACCAGUGUCUCCUUCAGCCCAUCCGACCAGAAGUAACUGAAGAUCACCAGCACUGCUGAAGACCAUGUUGAUUGUAUGUGCGCAUGGCAACAGUGCACCACCUUACAGCUUUCACACUGAUUGUGAUAUUUACAGCCAUCUGAAUGUGGAUGGGAGAGACAUCUCUCCAGAUAGGACAGGGUU
Cyprinus carpio (common carp) is the source of this 1509-nucleotide messenger RNA. Its product is annotated as ELMO domain containing 1. Gene Ontology annotation, molecular function: GTPase activator activity. The record is from RefSeq and is a predicted model, not a curated record. Lineage: Eukaryota; Metazoa; Chordata; Actinopteri; Cypriniformes; Cyprinidae.